Molecule: messenger RNA, 2461 nt
Organism: Megalobrama amblycephala (Wuchang bream)
Lineage: Eukaryota; Metazoa; Chordata; Actinopteri; Cypriniformes; Xenocyprididae
Gene: def6c
Product: DEF6 guanine nucleotide exchange factor c
Exons: 16
Coding region: 395-2275 (626 amino acids)
Cellular component (GO): nucleus; cytoplasm
Source: RefSeq, a predicted model, not a curated record
AUGAGAGAUUGCAGAAGCUAUCACUGUCUAUGACAGUGAAAGGUUCUGCUCAGCUGUUCUCGUAAACUCUGGAUCUCUUGGUCUCGUCUCUCAUGGACCUGGUCAAAGACCCGGUUUGAGUAGAUACGUCGUGACACGAGGAUGGCUAAUCCAGAUAAGCAAACACUUAGAGGAUCUCGUCUCUCCUGUGUUAAAACAAUCUGAUCAAACAGACCAAAAGAGCCCUUCUCCCUUUCUCUGGCAGUAUUGCCGUGUUCAAUAGACCAGCUCUCCCAGGUCUGCGCCAAGAUCACUGAACCCAUUGACAUGAGAAACCCUUCCAGAAGUUGGGGAGGGAUCCAAUCUCCCUCUCUGAAUGAGGAGAAUGUGAGCAGGAUGUGUCAUUACUGGCGUUAUGGAUCUACAAAGCGAGCUGCUGAAGUCCAUCUGGUACGCGUUCACGUCUCUGGAUGUAGAGCAGAGCGGAAAAGUUUCCAAGUCGCAACUAAAGGUUCUCUCACACAAUCUCUAUACGGCGCUGAAUAUUCCUCAUGAUCCUGUGGCAUUGGAGGAGCACUUUAAGGACAAUAAUAAUGGGCCAGUGUCCAACCAGGGCUACAUGCCCUACCUCAACAAAUACAUCCUGGCUAAGGCAACGGAGGGGACGUUUAAUAAGGAAACCUUUGAUGAGCUGUGCUGGACGUUGACAUCAAAGAAGAACUGCAAACCCAGCAUUCAACAGGGCCUGUGUUCACAGAAAGACUGCUUCAAACUCUUCUGUCUGUUCAACCUGCUCUCGGAAGACCGUUACCCAUUAGUCAUCAUUCAACCGGAGUUGGAGUACCUGCUGAAGAAAAUCUCAAGUGCAAUGAGUCUGGAGUGGGAUGGGACGUUAUUGGAGGAACUUUUGUCCCAGAAUGUUGAUCUUCAGGACGGCAUGUCAGUGUGGGAGUUCUUGGAACAUUUGAGUGCAGGCAAGCUUUUGCAUGUUGAGAGCAAGGAGGCCUUCAGUCUCGCUGUGGACGAUGUUUUCAUGGAGAUGUACCACAACACCAUCAAGAAGGGUUAUUUGUUAAAGAAGGGGCACGUUCGCAGGAACUGGCAGGAACGCUGGUUUGUUUUGAAGCCUAGUAGCCUUGCGUACUUUGUCAGCGAGGACCUGAAGGAGAAGAAAGGAGAGGUCCUGCUGGAGGAGAACUGUGUGGUGGAGAAUCUCCCUGAUAAAGAAGGGCGACGCUGCCUGUUCUGCGUGAAGACUCCCAACAGGACCUAUGAGAUGAGUGCUUCAAACCUGAAGCAGAGAGUAGACUGGUUAACAGCCAUGCAGACGGCGUUUAGAUUGAGGGCCGAGGGUAAGAGCUCUCUACAUCAGGAGCUGAAAUUGAGCAGACGCAAGCAGAGAGAAACCCUUCAAAGAAGCCAGAGCAACGAACCCAUUGCAGUUGAGGGGUCGCAGCACUCUUCUCCGGAGCAGGAGGCAGAAACGGAGAGAUUGGAGCAACACAUUGAGAGCAUCAUUCAAAAACAGAGGGAGGUUGAGGCAAAGCAUAAAGAGGAAGAGAAGCAAGAGCGAGAGAAACAGCAGGCAAUACAGAGAGAUCUGGAGAGACAGCUCGAAGAAGCUAAAGAGGCCAAGGAGAGGAUGACAGCUACAUUGACUGAGAUGGAGAAGGAAGUACAGCGGCAGAAGAAGAGGAUCCGUGAAUUAGAACUCACACAAGUUAAACUGGAAGAGGCGCUCAACGCUCAGAUUCACGCCCGUUUAGAAGAAGACAGAGUCCGACAGGACCUGGAGAGGCAGCUUGCGGAGGAGCAGAAGAAACUUGCGGACCUUCUCCUUCUUCAAAGUCAGCUGGAAACCCCUGCUGUUAGGAGUCAGGAGGAGCCGCCACCCCAGGAUGACACUUCCACUGCAACAUGUCCCAUCAAUCAGCAACCAGAGGAGAGCAGUCAACACAACACAGAGGAGGUACCUAUCCAUGAAUCAGCUUCCACUGCAGCACCACCCAACAUCCAGCAACCAGAGGAGAGUGGUCAACACAACACAGAGAGAGAAUUGAUGAGUCAGUCUAAUUCCACUCAGAUGCAGAAACCCUGGAAAAUUCAGCUUAACCGCCUCAUGAAGCCCAUCGCACCAGGAGACAAAGUCGAGCAUCUGCCAGUAAAGCCCACCUGUCCCAGACGGGGCCAGGCCCUCACUAGCACAGAGUUCAUUGCUAAGGUUCAAACAGGCGUCGGUCAAGAAAAAGGAAAUGGUUACAGCCCAUCACCACCACCACAAGAAGAGGAAGAAUAGGGUUCCUAAAUCUGUGUUCCUACUGUAUAGCUAUAAUAUUUGUACAUGUUUUGUGCUGCAGGCUUACCCUGUGUGUUUGAGUCCGGCUGCAGUAGGACCUCACAGAUCGUAUAUGUACAGUUGAUCAGCUUUUUUAUUAUGUAAUAAGUAAUAUGCACAAAAUGAAUAGUAAAAAUAGAUUUUGAA